AUGGGCCAGGCUACGGAGCUUUUUGCCGCCGGAACCACCGAGACUACCGGCAUUCAAGGACUCGUCCGGACAGUGCUCGCCGUAUUGGCGACGAGGUGCCUGGAACUAGGAUGGUUUCCCGACCGGUUCAAAAAGGCAAAGACCAUAGUACUACCGAAGCCAGGGAAGGCGCCGCCAGUGUAUCAGACCCCGGGAGGGUACAGGCCCAUUGCGCUACUGCCAACCCUAGGGAAGGUAGUAGAGUCAGUGGUCGCGAGGAAGGUCACUCAAGCUGCUGAAGUCAACGGCCUUCUACCAGACGAACAAAUGGGGAACAGGGCACACCGCUCCACGGAGAUGGCUGUUCGGCUAGUAGUAGCCCAGGUCCAGGAGGCAUGGAGACAGAAGGGCGCGGCAUCCCUAUUGCAACUGGACAUUUCAGGAGCCUUCGACACGGUUAACCACACCCGACUGCUAGCAACUUUGCGAGAAAUGGGCUACCCGAGGUGGCUAGUCCUCUGGGCGAGAGACUGGUUGACGGGCCGAGAGGCCACCCUCCUCUUUGACGGCAAGACGGCGGCACCGACGGCAGUUCGGGCAGGGGUCCCCCAAGGCUCGCCCCUGUCCCCUGUCCUCUUCAUUCUCUAUAUUUCCUCAUUAUACAAGCAGCUAAAAGACGAGCACCCUCACUUGUCUAUAGCGGGGUUUGCGGAUGACACCAACCUCCUGGUAUUUGGUCGAAACCCCGAAGCGAAUGUCCGGCAACUAGAGGCGGCGUGGGGAACGUGUAUACGAUGGGCGGACAGUCGGGGGAUGAAGUUCGCACCGGAAAAGAGCGAACUGAUCCAUUUCAACAAGGGGCGACGGCAGUGGUCAAACCAGCUGGAACUCACCAGCCCAGGGAAAGGCACCAGCCCCGUCAGACCGAAGGAGUCUGCCAGGUUCCUGGGAGUCUGGCUGGACCGGAAGCUCAACUGGAAAGCCCACCUUGCAGCGGUGGAGAGGAAGCUGAGGACCCAGAGCUAUGCCCUGUCGAGGCUAGCGGCGUCGACGUGGGGACUGGGGCUAGCCAAAGCGCGAGAAGUGUACACAAAGUGCAUCCGGUCAGCGCUGGCCUAUGGCGCAUCGUCGUUCCACAUCCCCACGGAUGUGGGAGGCGAGCCGGUAAAGAAAGGCAUCACCAAGGCCCUCGGGAAGGCCCAGAACAAAAGCUUGCGGAUUGUAGCGGGAGCCUUCAAGCACACUCUCCAUCCGCAACCUCGAGACGGAGAGAGUGGGUGCCGCCGUUGGACCUUAUAUCACAACAAACGGCUUGCAGAAUCUCGAAAACCGACUCCGACGACCCGAUCUGGACGGACGGUCAAGGCGGCAAGAAGACGGGCGGCGAGCGUUGUCCUCACCGCCUGCCGCAAGAUACAGCAGAGACUUAGCUCAAGGAGGGGCAACAGGGGCCGACCGCGAACCUUGGGACCUCAAGGGCCUACGGCGGUGGAGAGAGCCGCGGGCACGGUCAUGCGCUGGACGGGGGGAAUCGUUGAUACGAACAAGGUAGUAGAAGAGGCCUGGAGGGCGAGGUGGCUAAAGGAACGGGACGGCAGAGCGAUCGCCAGACCGGCGGACGACUUCGACCAUCAGCGGGAGACGCUAUUCCGGAACGAAACCCAAAGGAGGCACGACGGUCUCAGCAAGGCGAAGAGCUCACUGCUGGUUCAAAUCCGGACGGGAGCAAUAGGCUUACGGGACUUCUUGUUUACACGGGGAGUCCCGGAGGUUCUGACUCCUACCUGCGAGUGUGGCGAGGGACGAGAGACUGCCGAACACCUGGUAGUGUGGUGUUUGGCCCCACCGUUGACUCGAAGAUGGGAGAGAACUGGAAUUCGGACACGACGGGACUUUUACUUUGUGCUAUACGGCAUCAAUCCCACGACUGCACGGCUCGCGAGGAGAGUCCUCGACUGGCUGAUUGUGACGGCAGCUGCCGUCGGAGUGCACUGUGGCUCCACUUGGUUGGGCACGUGA
Chaetomium globosum CBS 148.51 is the source of this 1998-nucleotide messenger RNA. RefSeq lists its product as uncharacterized. NCBI's taxonomy places the organism in Eukaryota, Fungi, Ascomycota, Sordariomycetes, Sordariales, Chaetomiaceae. The record is from RefSeq and is a predicted model, not a curated record. Bases 1 to 1998 code for a protein of 665 amino acids. The transcript has 2 exons.